AUGGCGUUCAUAUGGCGUCGACGCUCUGCGUCCAUUGUGAAAAUCGUUGCCAUGCUCACCGCCAUCUGGUUCACAGUGGCGUUCUUCCUUUACCACGAUGACUCUUCACAAGGUGGCAGUAGCAAAUGGGACGGCAUGUCGCUGGCGCUGAAAAGUGUUGGUGGUGGCAGUAACGUCGGUGCUGGCGCAGCGCCCCCUAACGCGCUCGACGCUGAACCGGGUAUUUACGAGGGCGGUGGCGGUUUCGGCGUGGAUCGUGGCGGUGUGGCAGCGAAGGAUGGUGACGCGAACUGCGUCGCGGCGGAUGGCAAUUUCGGGUCUGAUCUUAAUGUGGGCGAUGAAUCAGUUCAGAACAAUGUAGUGGUAGAUGCGGUGGCGCAACCAAACGUACUCAUCUAUCGUGGCAAAUUGAUUGCGGGUAAAAAAUCCAGCAAGAGUGGCAUCAAAAAGGUGCAAGGAGCCAGGUCGUUAUGUGGACAAAAUGCCCGCCACCGAUGUCAUCAUCUGCGUACAGUGCACUCUGUGUUGGAUCGCUCGCCGUCGCAUUUGAUUGACGAAAUUAUACUCGUCGACGAUUUCUCCGAUUUGCCACAUACCAAACAACAGCUGGAAGAUUACUUCAGCGCUUACCCGAAGGUGAAGAUACUGCGAGCCCCCAGCCGUGAGGGCCUGAUACGAGCGCGUCUGCUUGGUGCACGCUAUGCCAAAGCGCCGGUGAUAACGUACUUGGACUCGCACUGCGAGUGCACAGAAGGCUGGCUUGAGCCACUGCUCGAUCGCAUCGCUCGCAAUAGCACCACUGUGGUUUGUCCGGUCAUCGAUGUCAUUGAUGAUACAACAUUGGAGUUCCACUACCGUGACUCGGGCGGCGUCAAUGUGGGCGGUUUUGAUUGGAAUUUACAAUUUAAUUGGCAUGCAGUGCCGGAAAAAAAGUAUCACAACGAGGCUAAAUUUAGCUCUAAUUCACCUGAUUACAAUAUGGAGAAAAUGACUGGUAGUUAUACUACCAUCUUCGAUCAUUUCCAUUGGUUUCGCGUGGUCGGACGCCUAUUCAUCUAA
Zeugodacus cucurbitae (melon fly) is the source of this 1059-nucleotide messenger RNA. RefSeq names its product putative polypeptide N-acetylgalactosaminyltransferase 9. NCBI's taxonomy places the organism in Eukaryota, Metazoa, Arthropoda, Insecta, Diptera, Tephritidae. The record is from RefSeq and is a predicted model, not a curated record. Gene Ontology annotation, cellular component: Golgi apparatus. Bases 1 to 1059 code for a protein of 352 amino acids. The transcript has 6 exons.